AUGGCUCUCACAUUGCAAGACAGCAUAAACGCCCCUGGCAACUCCAACUCCUCUGGUUCUGGUGGUAAAAAGCCAAACCUAGGUGGAGGAAGCGCAGACCUGUUCGAGCUCUCUGUGUCGUCUGCUUGCGCUAUCACGAAGUCGGUGUUAUGCCACUUAGCGAAGCGCUUAGACGGCAGCACCACCGCGUCGAAAUAUGACGCACAUUAUAGUGUCAUCCUUGAUAAUAAGGUCCUGGAACGUUAUUCUGACAGAGGCUUCAAAAUCUAUUAUUUCAUUCAAGAAGACAACUACGUCAACCGAUUUGAUGGCACCGCUGAACUGGGAUCCACCACGAUUUCCCGCUAG
Talaromyces atroroseus is the source of this 348-nucleotide messenger RNA. RefSeq lists its product as hypothetical. NCBI's taxonomy places the organism in Eukaryota, Fungi, Ascomycota, Eurotiomycetes, Eurotiales, Trichocomaceae. The record is from RefSeq and is a predicted model, not a curated record. The transcript has 3 exons. The coding region runs from base 1 to 348 and encodes 115 amino acids.